Molecule: messenger RNA, 1200 nt
Organism: Gossypium arboreum
Lineage: Eukaryota; Viridiplantae; Streptophyta; Magnoliopsida; Malvales; Malvaceae
Product: ankyrin repeat-containing protein BDA1-like
Exons: 2
Coding region: 1-1200 (399 amino acids)
Molecular function (GO): protein binding
Source: RefSeq, a predicted model, not a curated record
AUGAAUUGGGCGCAAGUUGCUCACUCAGGAAAUUUCGACGAUCUGUACGAGCUUUUCCAGCAAGAUCCAUACCUUUUGGAGCAGAUCGAUGAGGUUCCAUUCAUUGACACUCCUCUGCAUAUUGCUGCAGCCGCGGGACAAGUUGAUUUUGCGGUGGAGAUGAUGAAUUUAAAGCCAUCAUUUGCCACAAAGCUGAAUCCAGAUGGUUUUACCCCAAUGCACAUUGCUUUGCAUAAUCACCGAGACCAAUUGCUUUUUGAGCUCUUGAAAAUUAACUUGGAGCUGGUUCUAGUGAAAGCGACUAAAGGCAUGACCCUUUUGCAAUACGCAGCUGAACAAGGUGACGCUGAUCUCGUGGCUAAGUUACUUAUAACUUGCCUUCAAUGCAUCACCGAUGUGACCAUUUCCGGUAAGACUGUUUUUCACAUUGCAGCAGAAAGAAGCAAGCUUGAAGCCCUUCAACUCCUUGGACAUUGGUUACGAAGGACUUAUAAUAAAGAUGGCGGAUUGUGGGAAUUAGAUGUUUUAAACUGGAAAGACAAGGAAGGCAACCCAGUAUUGCAUACAGCUGCAUCAAACAUUCAUAAUCAAGUAGAGAGUGGGGUUCAAAAGAACGUAAUCAAUUCGAAUGGUUCGAUGGCACUAGAUAUUUUACAACAACAAAGCAAUGCUAACAGAGCUAUCAUCCUUCCAUCCCAAGCUGGAGGGUUAAAUGCUUACUCAAUCUCCAAACCCGUACCCAUAUCUGAUCUCUUAAGAUUAAAGGUUGAGUUUUCCGUAAGAUUAAUGGUACUCAUCACUCAGACCAAUCUCAAUAUCCCAGGUGACAGACGAAAUGCGUUCCUGGCCCUAACCGGGUUGGUACUAACGGCGACCUACCAAGCAAUUCUCAACCCACCAGGUGGUGUUUUACAAGCUGAUGUAGGUUCCGAUAAGAUUCCAAAUGUAGCAGGGAGAUCAGUGAUGGGAGCAAGUAGUUUUCUUUGGUUUUAUAUACCUAAUGCUGCAUCAUUUCUCAUCACACUUUUCCUUACAGUUCUUUUCUUAACAAGGGCUCCUAAAGCUGAAUUGGUUCUUUUGCCAGUAGUGCCAUUAGUCAUUUGCUAUGUCAUGUCGACGGUGGUGAUAACCCCAACCCAAAAGUUUAGUUAUUUCAUUUGGGGCUCAUCUACAUUGGAAACUAAAAGAAAGGAAAAUUGA